Molecule: messenger RNA, 298 nt
Organism: Dibothriocephalus latus
Lineage: Eukaryota; Metazoa; Platyhelminthes; Cestoda; Diphyllobothriidea; Diphyllobothriidae
Source: the annotation of a GenBank genome assembly
UUACGGUUCAUCCCAAAUCAGAAUGCGGACUUUGUGGUUUCUGCCUCAUAUGGUAAUUCUUUUGACCAUGCUGGUGGUAGUAAAUUGCGCUUCGGUCAACCGAAAACCCUCAUGGAUGGACGAACUGCUUUUUAAUGAACUUUCGGAUGAGGAUACAGAAAUGCGAGCUUGGAAGCGAGCAGGUGAAGAGGGUCUGCAAGCUCCAGUAAAAUCACCGGCUUUUAGCGAUCCUGAAGCCCUCCGAAACUACAUCAGAAAAGUCAAUGAGUAUUUUGCGCUUAUUGGGCGACCUAGGUAG